AUGGACAAUCCCACUGCGACGCCCUACUCUCUGCAUGACAUUCUGACUGUCGCUUCCAUCCAUCCUUUUUAUCGAUCGGACGCUCAAUAUCCCCCCGAUGCAGAACGGAUAAAACAGAUUCUUGAGCAACAGAAGGACACAAACACACCUUCAUUGGCCAGCGUGCCGCUCACCUACAAGAAGGACCUUUACAAGGCGAUUCAACGCCUGAGUACCGAUCGCAGCAGGGGUAAUGUGUACCGACACAGUUCAUAUAUCAGCACCACCGGCGGCGGCAGUGGCGGAAUCCCAAUGGCUUUUCUGACGGAUUCCACGGAGAACCGCGCUCAGCGGGCACACUGCGGGAGACUCAUGCGGCUCUGUGGUGUGAUUGAACCAGGGGAUUGGAUAGUGACUGUGCAUACAUCGGGAAACCUGUACAGAUCACUGGACCUGAUGGCCGAAAGGAUGGAGUAUGCAGGUGGAUCCGUCUUGUGUGCUGGGCACCUCAUGCCCCAUCCGGAACUCGUCCAGUUAUUCCUUGAAUAUCGCGCGAAUGUUCUAUGUGGGGACUCGUCUCAGAUCCUGCAAUUUGCCCUGCAUGUCGCUUCCUUGCCAGCCGCCAUGCGUGAAGCUCUUUGCAUAGACAAGAUUCUUUACACGUCGGAGCCUCUGGUGCGCUCGCAGCGAAACUACCUUAUCUCUGUCUUUGGGUCCGUCAAGAUCUGCUCUGCGUUUGCGAACGCUGAGUCUGGACCCUGGUGCGUUAUGAACAUGGCUAUCACGGGAGAUAAAGCAGACGACGCCGCUGAUUUUAUCUUCGAUACCCGUACAAUUCUUGUAGAGGUGCUCUCACCUUCUGCAGUAGACGAAAGCCAGACCGGCGCAGAUCCCAACGACCAGACCGCCGUGAAGGAAGUCCACCCUCUUCCUGACGGCGAGACUGGAUCCCUUGUGCUGACCUCGCUACAACGAUUGCGCAAUCCCCUGGUGCGAUAUGCCAGCGGAGACGUCGGCGCUCUUCUCCCGCUCCCUUCGACGCAUUCCAUCCCUGCCGAGACCGCGCAGCACCUCAAAGUCCUCCGCCUGCGGGGCCGAGACCAGCGGUUCAGUUUCAAGUGGCAGGGGAACUACUUCGAGUUCCACUUCCUGCGAGAGUUCAUGCAGCGAGAAGAUCUGGGUGUUCUCCAGUGGCAACUCAUCCUGAGCGAUGACGAGGCCUCGCAUGCGCAUCACUGCGAGGUUCGUAUUCUCCGAGGUACUACUGAUAAACCAGACGAUGAGGUGGCAAAAAUCCUAGAGCGCGUCUUUGAGGUUACCCCGGUGAAUGCUCCUCUGUUCCAUGUGACAUUUUUGGGGGGCACCAGGGGCUUCGAGCGUAGCGCUACUGGGAAUAAGGUGAUGCGGUUUGUGGAUAGGUCCACACAAGGCUGA
Molecule: messenger RNA, 1413 nt
Organism: Aspergillus versicolor CBS 583.65
Lineage: Eukaryota; Fungi; Ascomycota; Eurotiomycetes; Eurotiales; Aspergillaceae
Exons: 3
Coding region: 1-1413 (470 amino acids)
Source: RefSeq, a predicted model, not a curated record